AUGGAUCCGAAGGGUUUCUACGGUACAAGUCUACAACAGGACGGUUCUGAUUCAGGGUUCGAGAUGAGCUUCGAUUCGGAAAACGAAGCCGGCUUCUCGCUGGACGACACCACUAUGGGGUCGGAGGGUUUCGCGUCUUCGGUGAGCGUGGCCGAAGAAGAAGACGGUCUUCUACGCGUGGCCAAGCCCAGGAAACGCCGGCAGAGACGGACCCGGGAUAGGAGCCCCACACAGAUAAUCAAAAUCAAAAAACACCGUCGGAUGAAAGCCAACGACAGGGAACGGAACCGGAUGCACAUGUUGAACGAGGCGUUGGACCGACUCCGGUGUGUGUUGCCGACCUAUCCUGAUGACGCUAAGCUGACGAAAAUCGAGACCCUCAGGUUCGCUCACAAUUACAUCUGGGCACUGUCGCACACGCUUCAGGUGGUCGAGUCCACCGACCAAUCGCCGUUGGACCGGGAAGAGCCGCUUACGCUAACCAUGGGUGACGUCACCGUCAGUAUCGGCCAGAACGGGAACACGAUCACAUCGUCGACGGGAACUUGCGCUCUGGCCCAACAAAAGAAACCGUGUGCAAUGACCGAGCCGCUGGCGACUUCAACGCCCGUUAAAAAGUCCACAGGUCAUCACUGUCUUAGCGCCAAUGAUUCCGGAUACUUUGAACAGCAAACCUUUACCAGCACCUCCUACUCCUCGGCCUACGCCGACGACAGCUGUUACCAAGCAGACAAAUGGACCACCACCAAACCGUUCGACUGCCAAUUGCCCAACAAAAUCUACUCGCAGUCUUACCACGAGUAUCAGAACACUUGGACGCAAGACACCACUUGGCAGAGCUCUCUGUACACCGACCAAAGGUACCAUCACCAAGAACCGAUGAUGUUUUACUCCUGAGACUUUCGCCGUGUCUGGUGCCCCGGAAUAGGUACAAUUAAUUGUUUGCUCAAUAUUAAAAAAAAAAAUUAUUAUUUUUGCAAAAGACAAAAUGCAUUUGUACUAACCUAUAUGUAAUAACUACGGAUUG
Adelges cooleyi (spruce gall adelgid) is the source of this 1027-nucleotide messenger RNA. It is a transcript of the gene tap, whose product is annotated as neurogenic differentiation factor 1. The record is from RefSeq and is a predicted model, not a curated record. The transcript is spliced from 3 exons. Bases 1 to 897 code for a protein of 298 amino acids. Gene Ontology annotation, molecular function: protein dimerization activity. Lineage: Eukaryota; Metazoa; Arthropoda; Insecta; Hemiptera; Adelgidae.